This is a messenger RNA of Asparagus officinalis (garden asparagus), 2087 nucleotides long. RefSeq names its product stomatal closure-related actin-binding protein 1-like. Gene Ontology annotation, molecular function: actin binding. The transcript has 13 exons. NCBI's taxonomy places the organism in Eukaryota, Viridiplantae, Streptophyta, Magnoliopsida, Asparagales, Asparagaceae. The record is from RefSeq and is a predicted model, not a curated record. Gene Ontology annotation, biological process: actin filament organization; regulation of stomatal movement. Bases 216 to 1781 code for a protein of 521 amino acids.
CAACGUAACACAAUCAUAUCAAAGAUCAGGGUUUGGUAGCUCCGCUAAUUAUGGGAAUUUCGUAAAAAGACAGGUCCCUGUUGCUGUCAGUGGUAUUCACCCACUCCCCAAAAGAAAAGUGCCCCCCCCCAAAAAAAGAGCAACAACAAUAAUGAGGAUUUUCAGCCAACAAACCUAGUGAGUUCUUUAACUAGGGCUGCUGCCAGAGAUCUUUGAUGUGCUUUGGUCUUCCUCUCUCGCUGAAUUGGCAGAAAACGGCACUUAAUAUCAGUUUGAUGACGAAGACAACUCGUGCUUUUGGCAAUACAAUUCAUUUUGGCAAUACAUUUCACAAAGAGGCUUUUAUUCGAUCUGUGUCAUCAGAUGUGGAUUUUCUGUCAAAUCGAUUCCCAAACUAUAAAAUCGGAGCAAAUAAUGUGAUUAUUGAUCUAGAAGAGCAACCUGAAGUGCCUUCCCUUAAGGAGAUUGUUGCUAUAGAAACUGUGCAACUGGUGGAGCAGCAGCAGCGCCUCUCUGUUCGCGACCUCACCAAGAGAUUUGAGAAUGGAUUGGCCACUGCUGCCAAGUUAUCUGAUGAGUCUAAGUGGAGAGGUGUACCGUCGCUUGAAAAGCAUGUCCUUCUAAAGAAGCUACGGGACCUACUGGAAAUGCUGAGGGGACGAGUGGUAGGUCGAAACAAAAAUGAAGUUGACAGGGCCAUCUCUAUGGUUGAAGCUCUAGCAGUUCAGCUAACUCAAAGAGAAGGAGAGAUUUUUUUAGAGAAAGAAGAAGUGAGAAAGCUUGCUAUCCUUCUUAAAAAGGCUUCAGAAGAUGCACAGAAGAUGGUUGAAGAGGAAAAAGCUAAUGCUCGUAUGGAGAUUGAGAGUGCGAGAGCAGCAGUGCGAAGAAUUGAACAGGCCAUUCAUGAACAAGAACAAAUGUCUGGAAGUAUGAAGAAGCAGGAUCAAGAGGAACUAAUGAGAGAAGUUCAAGAGGCUCGAAGAAUCAAAAUGCUGCAUCAGCCAAGCAGGGUAAUGGACAUGGAACAUGAACUUCAAGCAUUACGUCUUCAGCUGGUAGAAAAAACUUGUUAUUCAAUCAAGCUUUGCAAAGAGUUGGAAAUGAACAAAAGACAACGCGAGAACAAAUCUCAAUUAUAUGAGUUAGAGGGAAUCGAAAGUUUAGGAUCAUGUUUACGUGUCAGUUCUCAAGUGGAUAGUUCUACUGAAAUCUCAAGUUGUUUCAUUCAAUGGUAUCGUGUACAACCUGAAGGAAGCAAGAAAGAAUUAAUUCAAGGGGCAACAAAAUCAGUAUAUGCUCCAGAGCCCUUUGAUGUUGGGCAAUUCCUGCAAGUAGAUAUUGAAUUUAGUGAUCAAAGGGAAACAUUAACAACCAUUGGUCCAAUUGAUCCUGCUGCCGGAUUAGGAAGCUUUGUUGAGGCACUUGUACGGAAACCUGAAACCGAGUUCAAUGUAGUUGUUCUCCAGAUGAAUGGGAGUGAUUAUCCCUCAAACUCAAUCCAUGUAUUUCAUGUUGGUAAAUUGAGGUUAAAACUUUCUAAAGGAAGGACCGCAAAAGCUAAGGAAUUCUAUUCCUCUUCCAUGCAGUUAUGUGGGGUCAGAGGUGGUGGCAAUGCCGCAGCUCAAUCUCUUUUUUGGCAAGCUAAGAAAGGCCUUUCCUUCACAAUAGCCUUUGAAUCAGCGAGAGAAAGGAAUGUUGCAAUUAUGCUUGCUCGAAGAUAUGCUUUCGAUUGUAAUGUUGUUCUCGCUGGGCCAGGAGACCGAUCACAUUCUGGAACCUGAUAUACUGAUAUAUGACAGGAAUUCACAAGUUUUUCUUAAAUAUGUAUGAUAUGAUAUAUGACAUACGUAUUGUGUCAUUCUCGUAAUCAAAACCCAAAAGGAUAUACAUACUGUGUGGGAGUAGAUAAUCUUAUUGACGAAAAGGUUGGAAAAGGUUUUCUUAAAUUUGUAUGUAUGUGUGAGAAAACAUAGAUCUUAUUACGAGGAAGGUUUGAUACAUGUAGUGCAUAACAUGGGAAAUGUUUGUUUGUCUGUUUGUGAUUUGUAAAUAUCAUAAUUGUAGUUUUCUAGUGCAAGUUCAGUCUA